CCCUUGAAAUAUCACAAGAAUUUAACAUCACAAAAUUCUGAGAUAUAUUUAUAGAUAUAGAACAUAGCUAUGACAAAGAAUGAGAUGCACAUAAUUGGAAUUGUGAUUAUGAUCAUGAUUGUGAUGGAUUUCUCGCAAGCCAAUUACAAUCCUUCAUUUGGGCAAAUUGAGCGAAAUCAUGUGUCUAAUCUAGCUUGUGAGGAUAAAUGUAGACUAAAAUGUGCAUUUUUACUAAUACCUCCAUUUACUCCUGGGUAUCUAAUAUGUCUUUACAAGUGCAUGGCAACAAAUUGCAAAGCCAACCCCAUUGUCCAAGAUUGUAAGAGUGGUUGUGGCUUGACCAAGUCCGUUAGCGUCAACGAUGAUGCUCAUGGAGUUGCGGCCGCCGACGUGGUGGAUUCCUGUUUACCAGAGUGCCAGAAGUAAUGUUUUGUUACAAAAUUUUGAAGAACAUGGUUGUUAGGAUAAAUAAUACUCAUGCAUGAUUAUAAUAAAUAAAUCUUAAUUGUUGAGCAAUAUCUAUUUCUAUUUUUUCGUAAA
Messenger RNA from Glycine soja, 540 nucleotides. RefSeq lists its product as uncharacterized. The transcript has 2 exons. The record is from RefSeq and is a predicted model, not a curated record. Lineage: Eukaryota; Viridiplantae; Streptophyta; Magnoliopsida; Fabales; Fabaceae. The coding region runs from base 70 to 426 and encodes 118 amino acids.